AUGUUCCCUUCCUCAACUUCUUCUUCUUCUUCUUCACCUUUUCUUGGCGCACCCAUGCCCAACACUACUUCACUAUCCGCUGCUGCUUCCUUCUCCGACAACAUCUACACCACUUUCAUCAACCACACUCAACAACAAUCACUACUAUUCCCACCCCCAACCGCCGCCGCCUCUCAGCCGCCGCUCCAAAAGCAGCCCAAGAAGAAACGCAACCUCCCCGGCAACCCAGAUCCGGAGGCGGAGGUGAUCGCGCUGUCCCCCAAGACCCUGAUGGCGACCAACCGGUUCGUGUGCGAGAUAUGCAAGAAAGGGUUCCAGCGGGACCAGAACCUGCAGCUCCACAGGCGGGGCCACAACUUGCCGUGGAAGCUCAAGCAGCGGAAAGAAGAGGCCGCGAUGAUGAAGAAGAAGGCGUACGUGUGCCCGGAGCCGAGCUGCGUGCACCACCACCCGUCUCGGGCGCUGGGGGACCUGACCGGGAUCAAGAAGCACUUCUGCAGGAAGCACGGCGAGAAGAAGUGGAAGUGCUCCAAGUGCUCCAAGAUCUACGCCGUCCAGUCCGACUGGAAGGCACACUCCAAGACCUGCGGCACCAGGGAGUACCGAUGUGACUGUGGCACCCUCUUCUCCAGAAAGGACAGCUUCAUAACCCACAGGGCAUUCUGCGACGCAUUGGCAGAGGAAAGCGCCCGCCUCUCCGCCCACCAACUCGCCUCCGCCGCCGUAACUACACCAAACAACCCGCCGCUCCAACAAACCCUAGAAGCUUCCCAUUCCUCUUCUCCUCUCUUGUCACAAAUCUUACCGGCGGCGGCCUGGCAGGACAUCCACAUCAAACCGGAAUCUCAUCAAUUCCCGAUCCCAUCACCCCUCUACCACCACCCUCCUCCACCGUCGCACCACCUCUCCGCCACCGCGCUCCUCCAGAAGGCCGCCACCCUGGCCGCAACUCAGGCCGCCGCGGCGCAGACCCAGAUGUCGCACCUCGACAUGGGCGAGCUCGGAGCCGCCGUGGCCCCACGCCGCUGCCAGCAGCAGCAAGCCGUUGAACCCUCCGGGAGCUGCAUUAAUGGCGGGUUCACCACGUGGCAGCAGAAGAGCGAUCGUUUUACUAGGGACUUCCUCGGUUUGACCGGCCACGAAGACCGCCGAGGAGGCGGAAGCAGCGGCGGCGGCAGCGGGACGUCAGAUCAUCAUAUGGGGUUUGGUAAUGCGAGGGAAAUGCUGGGGUACGGCGGGGGCGCAGGGCUGCAGCGGUACACCUGCCUUGGGAGUGACGUGGCGCUGAUGAAACCAUUGCCGGGGUUUGGGUUCGCUGCGGCUGCUCAGCCGCCGCCGCCGCCUGAGACGUGGAGAGACUGUUAA
Messenger RNA from Linum trigynum, 1365 nucleotides. NCBI's taxonomy places the organism in Eukaryota, Viridiplantae, Streptophyta, Magnoliopsida, Malpighiales, Linaceae. The record is from the annotation of a GenBank genome assembly.